Actinia tenebrosa (Australian red waratah sea anemone) is the source of this 3599-nucleotide messenger RNA. RefSeq names its product ribonucleoside-diphosphate reductase large subunit. The record is from RefSeq and is a predicted model, not a curated record. Gene Ontology annotation, biological process: deoxyribonucleotide biosynthetic process. Lineage: Eukaryota; Metazoa; Cnidaria; Anthozoa; Actiniaria; Actiniidae. Gene Ontology annotation, cellular component: ribonucleoside-diphosphate reductase complex. Gene Ontology annotation, molecular function: ribonucleoside-diphosphate reductase activity, thioredoxin disulfide as acceptor; ATP binding.
AUUUCUUCAUUCCUCUCGUUGUCGUUCUGUAGGAAGGUUUGUAGUAUCAUUUCUCUCUUUCUUUCUGUAGUUUUUGUCUUUUUUUGGCAAAUAUAAUGUCUAGGCAAGGCAAAAAAGACGAGGGAACAGGACUUGUUGUCAUCAAAAGAAAUGGAGAAUCUCAGCCAGUUCUUUUGGAUAAAAUCACCUCUAGAGUCAGCAAGUUGUGCUAUGGGCUGAAGAAUGAAUUUGUUGAGCCGGUCGAGAUCACUUUGAAAGUCGUCAAAGGAAUUUACAAUGGAGUAAAAACCACUGAACUAGACACUCUUGCAGCAGAAAUUGCUGCAUCCAUGACCACAAAGCACCCAGACUAUGCAUUACUAGCUGCUCGAAUAGAAGUGUCCAACCUACACAAGGAGACCAAAAAAGUCUUCAGUGAGGUCAUGGAGGACUUGUACAAUUAUGUUAAUCCAAGGAAUAAUAAACAUUCUCCUUUGAUCUCCAAGGAAACCAAUGACAUCAUUCAAAAAUAUUCAGAUAGGCUUAAUUCAGCGAUUAUCUAUGAUAGAGACUACCAAUACAACUAUUUUGGCUUCAAGACUUUAAGCAGAUCCUAUUUGCUCAAAUGCAAUGGCAAAAUUACUGAACGACCCCAGCACAUGUUAAUGAGGGUUUCUGUUGGUAUCCAUGGAGAAGAUAUCGACGCAGCAAUUGAAACUUACAAUCUCAUGUCCGAUAAGUGGUUUACCCAUGCGUCACCUACUCUUUUUAAUGCUGGAACAAACCGGCCGCAAAUGUCAAGUUGUUUCCUGUUGACGAUGUCAGAUGACAGUAUUGAAGGGAUUUAUGACACAUUAAAGACCUGUGCACUGAUAUCGAAGAAUGCAGGUGGCAUUGGGCUUAAUAUUCACUGUAUUAGAGCAUCUGGAAGCUACAUUGCAGGGACAAAUGGCGUAUCAAACGGUCUUGUACCACUCUUGAGGGUGUACGACAGCACAGCAAGAUAUGUAGACCAAGGAGGUAACAAGCGUCCAGGUGCUUUUGCCAUUUACCUGGAACCAUGGCAUGCAGAUAUCUUUGAGUUUCUUGAUCUGAGGAAAAACACUGGCAAAGAAGAACAGCGGGCUCGAGAUUUGUUCUAUGCACUGUGGGUGCCAGAUCUCUUUAUGAAAAGAGUGGAAGAGGAUGGCAUUUGGAGUCUGAUGUGCCCUAAUGAAUGUCCAGGACUACAAGAUUGCUAUGGAGAAGAGUUUGAAGAGCUCUAUAAAAGUUAUGAACAGCAAGGAAAGUUUAUCAAACAAGUAAAAGCCCAGAAGCUUUGGUUUGCUAUUCUGGAAUCUCAGAUAGAAACAGGGACUCCAUACAUGUUAUAUAAGGAUUCCUGUAACAAGAAAAGCAACCAAAAGAACCUUGGCACAAUCAAAUGCAGUAACCUAUGUACAGAAAUUGUAGAAUAUAGUAGUCCUGACGAGGUUGCUGUGUGUAAUUUGGCUUCAAUAGCUCUUAAUAGAUUUGUCAAGACAGACAAAACAACCCCAGAAUUUGACUUCAAGAAGCUGUAUGAAGUCACAAAAGUUGUCACUCGCAAUCUGAACAAGAUCAUAGAUGUCAAUUACUACCCUGUACCUGAGGCCAGGACCUCAAACAUGAGACACAGACCAAUUGGUAUUGGUGUUCAGGGUUUGGCUGAUGCCUUUAUCCUGAUGCGUUAUCCUUUUGACAGUGAAAAAGCACAAAAGCUAAACAGAGAUAUCUUUGAAACUCUUUAUUAUGCAGCACUAGAGGCAUCAUCUGAACUAGCAGCCAAAGAUGGACCAUAUUCAACAUACGAAGGCUCACCUGCCAGCCAAGGGAUUUUGCAGUAUGAUUUAUGGGGUGUAACACCAUCCAACCUUUGGGACUGGGAAGCCCUUAAGAAGAAAAUCAAAACGCAAGGCUUGCGCAACAGUCUUCUUCUGGCUCCCAUGCCGACAGCAUCAACUGCUCAGAUUCUUGGUAACAAUGAGUCGAUUGAACCUUACACUAGUAACAUCUAUUCACGAAGGGUACUUUCUGGCGAGUUUCAGAUUGUGAAUCACCAUCUACUCAAAGACCUAACUGAGAUGGGUUUAUGGAAUGAUGACAUGAAAAACGAGCUAAUUGCUAACAAUGGGUCAAUUCAGGAAAUCAAAGAGAUCCCUGAUGAAAUCAAAGGUCUUUACAAGACAGUAUGGGAGAUCAAGCAAAGAACCCUCAUAGACAUGGCUGCAGACAGAGGAGCAUACAUUGAUCAGAGCCAGUCAUUUAAUGUCUUCAUUGCACAGCCAAACUUUGGCAACCUGUCAAGCAUGCAUUUCUAUGGAUGGAAAAAGGGUCUUAAAACAGGAAUGUACUACUUAAGAACCAAGCCAGCAGCCAAUGCUAUCCAGUUCACAGUAGAUCAAGCUGCCUUGGCCAAAAAGACCAAAGAAAGUUCUUCCAAUAAUGAGUCUAACAAGGAAAAGGAAAGAGCUAAAGCUGCUGAGGCGUGUAGACGUGACAACCCAGAAGCUUGCGAAAUGUGCAGUGGUUAGGUUUGAACAGAUUACAUAGACAUUUUCUAGCUGUUAGAUCUAAAAAGCGAGGAUGCUUUACAUGGUAGAGUGUGCGCCAUAUAUCCAUGAAACAAAAUCAAAGAUUUAUUGUCUAUUUGCAGCUAUUUUUUACAGAAUAGUAGAGAUCUCUGGAACAGAACAUUAGAAAUGAAAGCAAAUACCUCUAUGUGUGUACAUUUGGUUCGUGUCUGAAUGAUUUCUUAGUUGACAAGUUAUGAGUUGAUAACUAAAUACGUUUAGGCAUUACAUAGCUAGUAACUAUUUCAUAGAUAUAUGGUGUGCACUCUAACAAAGAAUCUUAUGAUUUUCCUUUGCAUAUGGGUAAAAGAGUUUAAGACCUUAUUAUGUACUAUAAGGUGCAUAAAGUUGUUGGCCUAAUAUAAAAAUUUAGGGCAUAAUUGACAGCUCUCAAUCUUCUGUUAAUGUUGUACCUAGUUAAGGUCUACCAGUCUUUGAACUUUGUAAAAAUAAAUUCCUAUAUAAAGUAACAUCUAUUUUGAAACUAUUCCUAUUUAAAGCUUGGCAGUGGCUAUGUGCAUAAUAACAAGGUAUCUGGUGCUUAAAUUUUCCUGAUUGCACAAAGCACAUUGUUUAUCAUGAAUUUACCAGAAUUUCUCCUUUUUUGAACAAAAAUUGGUCAUCCUUAAUUAUAUGUUAUUUUCACCAGCCCUCCAUUAAUGGUCAUGUAAAAAAAUACAUACAUUUAUAAUCAUAACUUGUAUGGUCAUGGUGGAAAUCAUUUGUUUGAUUUUGUGUGCAUAUUUAUUUAUUGUGAAGUUUUAAAUUUAUUAGAAGACCUGUUGAGCAAUUCCAUAUUUCAGUGAUCAUAAUCUGAUAAUUAACUAAUACUACAUCAGGGUCGUGACAGGGUAUGGGUUUAAAGAAAUUGUAAAAUUAAGUAAUUUGGGAUCUGAGAUUUAAAAUUGAUUUGGGGUAUAGGUAAAAUUCUAUCUUGUCACAACUAUGAUUUUAUCAAUUGUGUAGAAAAAUUGCUAUUUUGUACUUCAUUUAUUGAAGCAAUUUAUUAAUAAAAGACAAUUUCAUGUA